AUGGCGGAAUUUUCUUUGGACGAUUUCGUUGAUUCUCCCAGUGUUGAGAAGUUGCUGGUUCUGAAGAAGGUUCAUCUCUUGGAGAUUGCUCAUCAUUACCAGGUUGCUGAGGUAAGGACUACUUGGCGUAAAUUAGAAAUUCUAAAAGCUGUAAUUCAGUGGUUAGUGAAAGAAGAAGACGUUCUGCCACUUGAAGCUUUAUCUAAGGUUCCGAUUGAGUCUGUAAAUGUGGACUUGACAGAGCAAUUACGUUUAAAGGAGUUGGAAUUAGAGAUAGCGAAAGUUGAACUUGAACGAGAACAAGUAGUUUUGAGAAGGGAGCAUGAGAAUGCUAGAGAAAGAGAAGAAAUUAGGCAAGUAAAGUCUGAUUUUGAUGUUGCGAAACAUGUUCGAAUGGUUCCCGUUUUUCAGGAGGGGGAGGAGAUAGAGAAAUAUUUCCUUCACUUUGAAAAGGUAGCUGUUAGUUUGAGUUGGCCACAAGAAAAAUGGUCACACUUGUUACAAUCUCAGUUGAAGGGUAAAGCUCGAGAUGCUUAUUCAGCUUUGUCAGUUGAUGAUGCGGGUCGUUAUGACGUUGUUAAAGCAGCAGUGUUGCGUGCUUAUGAGCUUGUACCGGAGGCGUACCGUCAACAAUUUCGGAAAACACGCAAAGAUGAGACCGAAACUCAUCUUGAGUUUGCUAGGCGCAAACAACAGUUGUUUGAUAGAUGGAGUUCGUCACUCCAUGCAGAUAGCUUUGAUAAGCUUAGAGAAAUAAUUCUUCUCGAAGAGUUUAAGCGUAGUGUGCAUUUCGAUGUUAGGUUGCAUCUUGAAGAGCAGCAAAUAGGAACGCUUAAUGAAGCAGCGAAGCUUGCAGAUGAUUAUGCGCUAACGCACAAAAUCACAAACAAAAAAUCAGAUGAGACAAACAAAUCUGGAAAGUGGAAAAACAAAAACAAAAAUGGUGCUUCAGCACACAACAAGAAAGAAGUAAAAUCACAAUCUAAAGAUGACGAGCAAGAAAAGAAAUGCUAUGCAUGUCACAAGGUUGGUCAUUUUAAAGCAAAGUGUCCUACACUUAAAGGAAAAACAAGUGAAUCAAGUAAUGCACAUCCAAAUGCAUUUGUGAAAAAUUUGCAAAGUUCAGAGAGUAGGAUUGAGCCAGUUAACUUAGAGAAAUUGAAAAAGCAAUAUGAACCGUUUGUUUCUGUAGGAUAUGUUUCCCUAGCUGGUAGUGUCGAAGCAAGAAAAGUGAAAGUGUUGCGUGAUACUGGUUCUUCUCAGUCUUUGAUCUUGGAGAGUGUGUUGCCUUUUGGUGAGAAAUCUUGUGUUGGAGCUAGUGUUUUGCUCCAAGGAAUAGGAGAUGGCUUUGUAAAAGCACCCCUUCAUGUGGUAGACUUGAAAUCAGACCUUGUUUCUGGUAGUGUGAAAAUAGCUGUGAGACCAUCACUUCCGAUGGCAGAUGUUUCCAUCAUUUUAGGGAAUGAUCUUGCUGGUGAUAAAGUUGUGCCAUGUCCAGUUGUGAGUGCUAUUCCGUGUGAGAGUAGUAAAACAGAGCAGUUGGUUGCAGAAUUUCCUACUGUGUUUCCGUCUUGUGCUGUAACUCGUUCGAUGGCAAAGAAAGUAGAAUCUGAAUCGAAGUCUAGUGAGAUAGAUGAGGUUAACUUGGGAGAUUCUUUCUUUUGUCGUUUGAUUGAUGAUGAAUGUGAAUCAAAUGUGAAUGAGGGUGCAGGAGAAACUCAAAGUACAGAAGAGAAAAGUAAAUGUGAACCAAUGCCGAUAAGUAAGAGUAAGUUGUUGGAGGAACAACAAAAAGAUCCUCAGUUAGUAUCCAUGUUUGAGAGAGCGAUCUCUGAGGAGGAGGCAUUGACCGUGCCUGUUUGUUAUUAUACGAAGUCAGGUGUUUUGAUGAGAAAGUGGAGGCCGAUAGAUGUUCCUGCUGAUGAAGUUUGGAAAGAGGUUCACCAGAUUGUAGUUCCUUCUACUUAUAGGCCGGAAAUACUUAGUCUUGCUCAUGAAGCACCACUUGCAGGUCACUUGGGAGUCUAUAAGACUCGGGAGAAAAUCCUUUCUCAUUUCUUUUGGCCGGGUUUACAAAAGGAUGUUGCAAACUAUUGCAGAAGUUGUCAUGUAUGUCAGGUAGUAGGUAAACCGAAUCAGAAAAUACCAGUCGCGCCAUUAAAACCAGUGCCAGCGUUCGAUGAACCGUUUGCAAGAAUUAUCAUAGAUUGCGUAGGUCCGCUUCCGAGGACAAAAGCGGGUAAUGAAUUCCUGUUUACCAUUAUGUGCGCAAGUACCAGGUAUGUCGAAGCGAUUCCACUUAGACGUAUCACCGCAAACAAUGUGAGCAAGGCGCUGAUCAAGUUUUUCACGACUGUAGGAUUACCGCGUACCGUUCAGUCUGAUCAAGGAUCAAACUUUAUGUCGAAAGUCUUUAAGCAAGUGCUAGGGCAGUUAGGGAUUGAACAUGUAGUUUCUAGUGCAUACCAUCCUGAAUCGCAAGGAGCACUUGAGAGAUGUCAUCAGACACUUAAGAACAUGCUCAAAUCAUAUUGUUUGGAGACAGAGAAACAAUGGGAUGAGGGAAUUCCAUUGUUGCUAUUUGCUUUGAGAGAAUCUGUUCAAGAAUCUAUUGGUUUCAGCCCAUUUCAGCUCGUGUAUGGACAUGAAGUCCGUGGACCCCUCAGGUUGUUGAGUGAAAGGUUGUUGUCAGAUGAGGAAGAUGUGAAUAUGUUGGACUAUGUAUCGUCUUUCCGUGAGAGAUUGCAUCGUGCUUGUGAAGUUGCUAGGAAGAAUUUGUCUGAUUCUCAGGAGAAAAUGAAGUCUUGGUAUGACAAGAAGUCCAUGGAAAGGAAUUUCAAGGCAGGUGAUGAAGUUUUGGUUUUGUUACCAGUAGUUGGUAAUGCUUUGCAGGCUAGAUUUUCUGGACCGUAUACCAUUAUGAAGAAAGUUGGUGAUGUUGACUAUGUCGUCAAAACUCCAGAUAGAAGAAAGAAAAAGCGUGUAUGUCAUGUGAAUAUGAUAAAAGCUUAUGUUCGAAGAGAUGAUGAAAAGAGAGCACAACCAGUGUUGAGUGCUGUAGAAUCUGAGCUGAAUGAUGAAAGUGAAGAGAUGUGUAACAUUGAGAGAAAUGAACCAUGUGUGAAAUUGAAAAAUUCAGAAGUUCUAACACACAUCAAUAACAAACUAACCCACUUGUCUGAGAAGGAGAGGAGGGAUGUGAAAGAGCUGUUGAAUGAGUAUCCGCAGUUAUUUGCAGAUAUCCCAUCUCGUACUGAUGUUGUUGAACAUGAUGUUGAUGUGGGAGAUACCGCCCCAAUCAAGCAGGCACCUUAUCGUGUUAACCCAGUAAAGAUGAAGAAUCUUGAAAAAGAAAUAGAGUACAUGCUGCAGAAUGGCAUCAUUGAGCCAAGUAGCAGCGCAUGGUCGUCACCAUGCAUCUUAGUUCCGAAACCGGAUAAGUCGUAUCGUUUCUGUACCGACUACAGAAAAGUCAAUUCGAGUACAAAGACCGAUUCUUUCCCGAUACCGCGCGUAGAUGAUUGUAUUGACCGCAUAGGCAAGGCGAAGUAUGUGAGCAAAUUCGAUCUGCUUAAAGGCUAUUGGCAGAUUCCGUUGACUAAGAGAGCGCAAGAAAUAUCUGCAUUUGCUACACCCCAAGGCCUAUUCCAUUACACUGUGAUGCCAUUCGGUAUGAAAAAUGCGCCGGCUACAUUCCAAAGACUUGUGAAUAGUCUUGUCUCUGGUCUUGAAGGCUGUGAAGCUUACAUAGAUGACUUGAUUGUGUAUAGUGAAGAUUGGAAAGUUCAUGUACAAAGAAUCAGAGAUUUGUUCAGGAGAUUGUCUGAUGCCAAAUUGACAGUCAACUUGGCAAAGAGUGAGUUUGGAGGUGCUACUGUUAAUUUCUUGGGUCACGUUGUUGGUUCAGGUCAUGUUCGACCACUCUCAGCGAAAGUAGAAGCUAUUCUGGCGUUCCCGACUCCAACCAACCGGAAGGAACUGAUGAGGUUUCUUGGCAUGGCAGGCUACUACAGACGAUUCUGCCAUAACUUCUCUGAUGUCGUCGCCCCGCUGACCAAUCUACUACGGAAGGAGGUGAAGUUCAUCUGGUCCAGUGACUGUCAGAGUGCUUUUGACAAAGUGAAAGCACUCCUAUCUACCAAUCCUGUACUGGUGGCUCCAGAUUUUAGUCAGCCAUUCUCUCUGAUGGUUGACGCUAGUGAUGUGGGUGCCGGAGCUGUUCUUACGCAGAAAGAUGAACAGGGAACAGACAGGCCCAUAUCGUUCUUCUCGAGGAAGUUUUCGAGCAGUCAGAGAAAUUAUUCCACUGUGGAGAAGGAAACUUUGGCGUUAAUCUUUGCACUGCAACACUUUGAAGUGUAUGUGAGUGGAUCUCAACAUGCAUUGGACAUAUGGACAGAUCAUAAUCCUUUGACGUUUCUAAGUAAGAUGAAAAACAAAAAUCAAAGACUUACAAGGUGGAGUCUACUGCUCCAAGAGUACAACUUGAACAUUAGACAUCUACCGGGAAAAGACAACAUUAUUGCAGACACAUUGUCGCGAGUGUAA
Molecule: messenger RNA, 4548 nt
Organism: Lytechinus pictus (painted urchin)
Lineage: Eukaryota; Metazoa; Echinodermata; Echinoidea; Temnopleuroida; Toxopneustidae
Exons: 1
Coding region: 1-4548 (1515 amino acids)
Biological process (GO): proteolysis; DNA integration
Molecular function (GO): zinc ion binding; aspartic-type endopeptidase activity; nucleic acid binding
Source: RefSeq, a predicted model, not a curated record